This is a messenger RNA of Nyctereutes procyonoides (raccoon dog), 7565 nucleotides long. RefSeq names its product protein phosphatase 3 catalytic subunit gamma (gene PPP3CC). The transcript has 16 exons. Gene Ontology annotation, molecular function: calmodulin-dependent protein phosphatase activity; calmodulin binding. Gene Ontology annotation, biological process: calcineurin-mediated signaling. Bases 246 to 1853 code for a protein of 535 amino acids. Gene Ontology annotation, cellular component: cytoplasm; calcineurin complex. Lineage: Eukaryota; Metazoa; Chordata; Mammalia; Carnivora; Canidae. The record is from RefSeq and is a predicted model, not a curated record.
UCCCUCAGCCGCCCGCGCUCCCGACCCGGCGCCUCAGGAGGGAGCGGCCAGUGGGCCCGCAUCCUGUCCGCGGGGUUCGAGGCCGGGCUGCGGCGGCCACCGCCCUCUGGUACCUGGGCCACCGCGAGGAGCACCGGCCGGCGCACGGCGGGCCGACUGGCCCCGGAGAGCUGACACCCGCGGGACUCGAAGGCGGAGGCGCUCGUCCGGAGGUCGCCGGGAGGCGGGAGGAGGCCGAGGGGACCAUGUCCGGGAGGAACCGCCACCUCUCCACCACCGAACGCGUCAUCAAAGCUGUUCCCUUUCCUCCAACCCAACGGCUUACUUUGAAAGAAGUAUUUGAGAAUGGGAAGCCUAAAAUUGAUGUUUUGAAAAACCAUUUGGUGAAGGAAGGGCGACUGGAAGAGGAAGUAGCAUUAAAGAUAAUCAAUGAUGGGGCUGCCAUCCUGAGACAAGAGAAGACCAUGAUAGAAGUAGAGGCUCCAAUCACGGUGUGUGGUGACAUUCAUGGACAAUUCUUUGACCUGAUGAAGUUGUUUGAAGUUGGGGGAUCACCUAGUAACACGCGCUACCUCUUUCUGGGUGACUAUGUGGACAGAGGCUAUUUCAGUAUAGAGUGUGUGCUGUUUUUGUGGAGUUUAAAGAUUAAUCAUCCCAAAACAGUAUUUCUGCUUCGAGGAAAUCAUGAAUGUAGGCAUCUUACAGAAUAUUUUACCUUCAAACAAGAAUGUCGAAUUAAAUAUUCUGAAGAGGUAUAUGAUGCAUGUAUGGAGACAUUUGACUGUCUUCCUCUUGCUGCCCUCUUAAACCAGCAGUUUCUGUGUGUACAUGGAGGGAUGUCACCUGAAAUUACUAGUUUAGAUGACAUUAAGAAAUUAGACAGGUUUAAAGAACCUCCAGCCUUUGGGCCAGUGUGUGACCUGCUUUGGUCCGAUCCUUCAGAGGAUUAUGGCAAUGAAAAGACUUUGGAGCACUAUACCCACAACACUGUCCGAGGGUGCUCUUAUUUUUACAGUUACCCUGCAGUUUGUGAAUUUUUGCAGAACAAUAAUUUGUUAUCAAUAAUCAGAGCCCAUGAAGCCCAGGAUGCUGGGUAUCGAAUGUACAGGAAGAGCCAAACGACAGGCUUCCCAUCACUCAUUACAAUUUUCUCUGCCCCCAAUUACCUAGAUGUCUAUAAUAAUAAAGCUGCUGUGUUAAAAUAUGAAAACAAUGUCAUGAAUAUCAGGCAGUUUAACUGUUCUCCACACCCCUACUGGCUUCCAAACUUUAUGGAUGUUUUCACUUGGUCUUUGCCUUUUGUUGGGGAAAAAGUCACAGAGAUGCUGGUCAACAUUCUCAACAUCUGUUCUGACGAUGAAUUGAUCUCCGAUGAUGAAAUUGAAGAUCACUACAUUUCCAGCUAUCGGAAAGGAGGCACUACAGUUCGAAAGGAGAUCAUCAAGAAUAAAAUCAGAGCUAUUGGGAAGAUGGCACGGGUCUUUUCAAUUCUGCGAGAAGAGAGUGAGAGUGUGCUGACUCUUAAGGGCCUGACUCCUACAGGGACACUCCCUCUAGGUGUCCUCUCAGGAGGAAAGCAGACUAUUGAGACAGCCACAGUAGAAGCGGUAGAGGCCCGGGAAGCCAUCAGAGGGUUUUCGCUUCAGCACAGGAUCCGGAGUUUUGAAGAAGCCCGAGGCCUGGACCGAAUUAAUGAACGGAUGCCACCCCGAAAAGACAGCCAGUACCCUGAUGGGCCAGUGAAAUUGGUGGCUGCUGCACAACCCAAUGCUGCGCAUAGGAGCGACAGGGGGAGAAGAGCCAAUAAUGACACAGAGCCCUGCUGUGGCACAGGAACUGAUCUGAUUGUCUGAUACAUAUGUGAAGUUUUGUGCUACAAAGGAACUACAACUACAAAGUUUUGUGCUUCCCCUAAUAAAAGGGCCUUGGAAACCUCCACCCUGGGUUUCUGACUUGAACUAGCCAGCCUUUUCUCUUGUUCUUUUGGAAGGUGAUAUCUUUCAUUUCAGACUAAUAAGACUUUUUCAAACACAAGAAGGUGUUUUUCUUUUCCCUUUCUACGGGGUGCCAUUGAAAAGAUUGUUCAGAUUUCAGUGGCUAAAACUUCUCUUCUUAUGGAAAACUUGAUUAGAGUAGAACUUCUAAGUGAAUAACCCAAAUCCAGUGAUUUGAAGGCCAAGGAGAAUGUUUUCCAUAUAACCUACUUUCUUUUGGACUUUCAGUUCUUUUAAUAUGUUCUAGUAAAACAAAAUAAAAAGCAAUGAGGGAUUUUCUUAGAAUUACUCAAAAUUUCUUCUUCCAACCAUGGCAUAAUUGGUUUAAACUUCCCUUAGAACUUGGGAGUUUUCUUAACUGUUCCCAAAUCCUUUUGCUUUGAUUUUUGAAGCCCAGGUGAUUUACCCAACUGCAAAGGAAGCUACGUAUCUAAAUACUUUAUAAAUGCCCUCUAUAGAACUUUUGACAGUAAGAGGUAUUUAUGUCUUUCUGUGCAAUUGCAUCAGCUGUUGUAUCUGUUCUCCCCAUUGUCCUUCUAUUUUUCUAUGUCAGCAUUUCAAAACUGACUAGAGUAAAAUGAUCCUCUUGAUCCCCUUAUGAAUUUGAAGUCUUUCUAAAGGGCAUUGGAUGAUGAGGAUUUCCUAUUUUCUGUAUCAAUUACUGGGAUGUUUCUCCAUCUUUAAACACUCAUUAGGUUGAACUGUAUGUCAGUCUCCAUUAGCAUAUUUUGGAAUACAAAAAGUAUUCAGACACAGUGUUUGAAUAGCCUUCUCUUACUUUUUCAAGUAACAACCAGUGAGGCAAAGAAAUUUUGGUGAUCCUUGGGCUCCCAUUUUUGGUUUAGUCUGGUCACAAGUGCCAUGUCAUAAUUCUCACUGGUCAGCUUUGCAGUGAAUGUGCAUGUCUGGGCAAUACUACACCAAAGUGAUUAUUAACAAAAUUCUUAGUAUCAUUUGGGAUGUAGGAGUCCAGCAUUGAAGCAAGUAUCUCAGACGGUAAUACUUAAUGUUGUAAGCUUUAAGGACACCAGAAACCUUUCUCAAAAAACAAAAAAAAAAAACAAAAAACAAAAAAUCCACACCAUUUCACUAAAAUAAUGAGGAUUUAGCCCAUCUAUCUCUGUUUUCCUAUACCUUUUGCUAUCAGUUCCCAAUUUAUGACAGAGAUCAAAGCAUUUUAGGGCUUGGAAUCUGGUGACAUGUAUUGCUCUUUCAAUAAUAAAAAGAUAGGAAGGAGAUGGAGGAAGGAGAUAGAAGACCUCUUACUGGCUUAUGAGUAAAACCUGUGAAAGGAGGGAGAUAAAGCCAUGAGUAGUUAUCUUUUACUGAUCAUCAUUUAUUUAUACUCAAAGAGGGAAUUCAUCACCUGAAUAGCCUCAUGCUCCUCCCUCCCCCAGUCCCACUAUAGAAAGGACCACUGUUUUGGAAAUCUCACCUAAUAUGAAGGUCAGUCCACAUGACAGAUUUGAUGGAUGGGAGUCCCCAUCCCUUUCUCCUUUUCUCCUAUCUGAGGCUGUUAUACAUACAUAACCUGCAGGUAGAAACCACUCUUAAGGGCUUCAAUCAGCAGGCAAGUACACUGAAAUAGUUAUUGAAAAUCUCUAUAAGCAAAAAAAUACUGUUCUAGUAAAAAGGAUAGUUAUUUAGGAAUGUCUUCAUAUCUUCUCAAAAACAACUUAUACAGUAAAGCAAGUCUUCUUGACAGAGGCAUGGCAAAAGACCUAUAAAUACAGAGAACAAACUGAGGGUUGCCAGCAGGAGGGAGGGGAGUGAGGGACGGGCAGAAUGGGUGAAGGCAAGAGGGAGAUACAGUCCUCCAGUUAUGAAGUACAUAAGUCAUGGGAACAAAGGCACAGGAUAAGGAGUACAGUCAAUGAUACCAUAAUAACAAUGUAACAGGCCAAGAUGGUAGCUACACUUGGGGUAAACAUAGCAUAAUGUAUUAUCUUGUCAUAUUACUUAACUUGUAUAUCUGAAAUGUAACAUGUGUCAACUAUACUCCAAGGAGGAAAAAAAAAAAAGGAUGUAUUUUAUAGGUACCCUGUUAGCUGUUAAGGGAUCAGCCAGAAAGAUAGGAAGUGAGGAUUCAAGAAAAUCAGAGUGAGUUUAUAAUAAAGUGACAAGGAAGUUAGGUUUGAAAAUUCAAAUUCUGUUGAGUUCUAAAGGCAAAGAUAUUUCUUAUGUUCUGUAGAAAGUUGGGGUGUGUGUUUCAACAGUUUAGAAAAUUGCGUAUAAAUGUGUGUCUGUGUGAUACAGGUAGCUUCUGAAAGUAAGACCAACAAUCUAUACUUUCAUCUGUAUUUGCACCUAUGACUCAAGAUGGGUUUAGAAGGCCUGAGCCUUGAGGAUCUAUCUACCUACCAGAUAGAUUAUGAUAGGUCUAUCACUAUCUAGAUAUCUAUAGAUUACAUCUAUGGAUAGUGAUAUCUAUAGAUAGUGGUAACAGACUGUGAUAAAGUGAUAGUAAUAAAGACUGAUAACAGUACUUUUUCUUCACUUUAGGCUUCAUUGGAGGGUUUGUUUGUUUUCAAAGAUUUUAUUUAUCUAUUCAUGAGAGACACACAGAGAGAAGCAGAGACAGGCAGAAGGAGAAGCAGGCUCCAUGCAGGGAGCCUGAUGUAGGACUCGAUCCUGGGACUCCAGGAUCACAACCUGAGCCAAAGGCAGAUGCUCAGCCACUGAGCCACUCAGGCAUCCCUUACAUUGGAGGGUAUUUAAUAUGUUUUCAAAUAUUUUAAUCUAAACAGUAGCUCCCAAGAUGGCUGGUUACCUGUUCUGGGUUUCCCUUAGGCCAUCAUUUCAAACACUUUAACUGCUGUCAGAGCUCUGCUGUAUCUCCAUUUUCAAAGCCUCUUCUAUUUUAUUAAAUCUUACCCCCAUGUUUUAAAGAUACUAAAAAUAUUUUUCUCUUGUUCUCUACUUUAAGAUACAUAGAGACCUUAUUUUCUUCAAUUCCUCUCAUCUAGGAGGAAAAAAACCCACUUCUUACAUCCGUUCCCUAGACAUGUUGGAGGACAUGUCUAUUUUACUGAAAUAUAGUAAGUUUUUGUAUAUUUUACUGAAAUAUCAUUUAAAAACUAAUACUUCCAAAGGACCAGUUUUUCUUUUUUUUUACAUCUGCAUCAUAGGAAAUUUCAAACUGAUCAGAUGACUUUUUUUUUUAAUAAAAAUGUAAAAACUCAUCUAACACAAGCUUAAAAUAUACGUCCUUUUUAAAUCUCUGUGUUCUGAAUAUUUAGAGCUAAAACAACCCAAUAAGCCAAGGGUGUGUGUGUGUGUGUGUGUGUGUGUGUGUGUGUGUGUGUUUAAUGGCAUGCUAAAACAAAAGCAGCUUCAGUUUUCUUUUAAAACCUCAAGGCAAACACUCGGUUAAUAGGGACAGACAUUGCUGUUUCACUGGCCUUUUGUGACUGGAUACUGACCUGCAAAGUGAAAAUUAUGAAUCGCCCUCCGAUGGGCUUGAUCUGGCUCCUUGUGCAGGGGUAGAAGAAUCAGAUUCUCCGGGAAUAUCAGUAUUUCUCCUAUACUUCUAUCUAUAUUUACAUUGUCUUUUCUGUUUCUACACAAACAGUUGCAAUUCAGUGAAGCAAGUUCUUGUCAAUAGCAGACAGACAUCCUAAUAACUUAUCCUAAUAACUUAGGUAUGACUUCCUGACACUGUUCAAAAUAGGAAAAGAAAAAUCCUUUUAUUUGUUUUGCCAACAUAAUAUUAUUAUUCAAUGUCAUUAAGGAGCAAGGGUGGGAUUUCUUAAAAUCGGAUAACUUUGGGGCCUUUCGGCUUUGUCAUUGUCCCAUAUAUCCUCUUCUCAGUAAUUUUAAAAUACAAAGUUUGAGGCAGCUGCUCUUCAUAAGAAAAAUAAUAUAAACCAUGCUUACGUGAUAUAUAGCUGGGCUUACAUGGUCAUUACUAAAGAGUCUUUCCAGCCUCUCAGAAGGAAUAAGGCUAAAAUCGCUUCCCUCCACCCUCCUGUUUUAUGUAUAUAGUGUAGCUGAUUGCCAGAAUUUUUGACUAUUUUAUCUAUAAAUAUAAAAUUCAAGCUCUUGAGAAUUAACUAAGUUAAAAUGGUUUAGGAAGAGCUUGCCCCAGAUUGACUAAUUUAUAAACUUUUUCUUCAUAUUAAUUAUCAGGUUUUUUCUCCAGUUUUUAUAUUGAAAAUUAUUUCUGAACCCAUAAAGACUUGUUAAGACAGCAUUCUAGAAUCCCCAAUAUUUAUUGUAGUUGUUAUAGUAACAGUGGAACCUAAGUGUUUUUCAGACAUUAUUCAGCUUUUUAUACCUAGGCAGAAACAAUUUCAGAGGGAAGGUAAACCCAAAGCCCCAGUUUGGGAAUGAGGUUCCAAUUUCCUAAAUCAUUUGUGGUUAUAGUGAUGGAUACCAUCUUGUCUGGCACCUGGUCCACAUCUUUCCCAAACCCUCUAUAAGAGGGAGUAGAGGAGCCUGGGAGACCUCAUCAAGAGCCAGAGAAGGGUCUGAAUGACCUGGAGGGUAGCUCCAAAGCACUAUGUUGCUACAAUUCCUCUUCAGCAGUAGUGUGAUCAAACACUCAUAGGAAAGUCAGAAGAAAGAGCAGAUGUGUAUAGAGGAAGAAAGUUGUGUAGUCGAAAAACAGGGCUGUUACUCUUGAGUUGUGCAGAGAACUGUGUUAACAGUAGAGCUUUGUGCCGUUGCCAGAGUGUGAAAGAGGGAACCUGUGUUACUCUGAGACUCAUCACCUGCCCUGCCUAUGUCUAGCCAGCCAAAGUGAAUGGGGCCAGGCUUAGCUGCCUUCAUCUAUGCAGUCACAAAGGUAAAGAUGAUACUGGCGAGGAUAUUCCCUCCCGGGAGGCCUUGGCCUCACGCCCCAGCAACCUUGGCAAGACUUGCUAAAUAACACCUUUGUCUGGGACAGGGUUAUGCAUCUUCCCCUCUUCUACACCCUCAUGACAAGUCAAGGUGGCUUAAGAUCAAGAAGCAAGGACAAUGAAUGUGGACCAUCCCUCUGAGCAACUCUAAAGUAGGGCCAUGCACACUGCCUUCCUGUAAGUUCUUGCCCCAAUCCCGUUCACUUCCUUGACAUCGCUGUUUCCAAAUAACAUUUUGUGGGGGGUUUUUUGCAUGUUAAACUGAAAGUGCAUGUAAUAGGGAGGAAGCCUACCAUAGAUUUUUAUUUGCGGCAAUAAAGAUAGGUUUUUUGUGUCAGAGAACCUUUUUGAAGAUGUCAUCAUGAAUGCCUUACUUUUCCUUUCUUAGCGCACUGUGACCAAUAGUAUUUUUCCCAAUGGAAAUGUUAGCAGGCAUUUUCCAAGAAAGCAUCCCAGUUUUGCUUCCUAAAUGAGGUGGUCAGACAUAAAUUAGCUGGUAAUGUCAUUUUUUAAAAGGCCUUUCUGAAUGAUGGAUCAUUUGCCUAUGCUGAGAGAUUAUUUGCUUUAUCUUGCUUUUGGUUAUGUGAAAGAAAAUGGUGGAAAUGUUAUUUAUUGGCAGAAAUUAACAAGUCUUUUUUGUGAUCAAGAAAUUAAUUUGUUAAAACUUUCUUAUUGUAAAUUGGAAGUCAUCUUAAAAAAAAAACACUGUUAAAAUUAAAUGAUAACCUUA